AUGGAGACAGAAUCAUCCUCGAGAAAGCUGAUGGAGGCCGACUCGGCCAAAUCCCCCGGCCGCAUCCGGAGAGGCAGAUGCAUCUGCCUCUCCGUGACCGCGGCCCUUCUGGCCCUGGGCCUCCUCCUCCUAAUCCUCGGCCUCACCGUGUUCAAGGCCCGGCAUCCCACCACGCGGAUGGACUCCGUGGCCCUGGACGACCUCGACUUCUCGGUGGACCUCGCCCGCCUCCGCGUGGUCGUGAACGUGAGCCUGGCCCUAGGCCUCACCGUCCACAACCCGAACCGCGUCGGCUUCAAGUACCACGACGGCACGGCCCUCCUCCGCCACCGCGGCAACGAAAUAGGGGAGGUCCCCGUCCCGGCCGGGAGGAUCGGGGCGAGGGACACGCGCUCCCUCAACCUCACCCUCGCCCUGAUGGCCGACCGCAUCGUCUCGGACUCGACCCUGUUCAACGACGUCGUUUCCGGGACUUUGCCAAUCCAGGCUUACGUGAAGCUAUCCGGGAAGGUGAGGAUAGUGUUCAGCAUUCAUGUGGCGACGUACACGACCUGUGAUGUGGAUGUCAUACUCAGCAAUCGGACUCUUUCGAAUCUCAAGUGUCAUUACAGGACCAAGCUCUGA
Messenger RNA from Salvia hispanica, 624 nucleotides. RefSeq lists its product as uncharacterized. NCBI's taxonomy places the organism in Eukaryota, Viridiplantae, Streptophyta, Magnoliopsida, Lamiales, Lamiaceae. Gene Ontology annotation, biological process: defense response to other organism. The record is from RefSeq and is a predicted model, not a curated record.